Molecule: messenger RNA, 1029 nt
Organism: Pseudocercospora fijiensis CIRAD86
Lineage: Eukaryota; Fungi; Ascomycota; Dothideomycetes; Mycosphaerellales; Mycosphaerellaceae
Exons: 7
Coding region: 1-1029 (342 amino acids)
Source: RefSeq, a predicted model, not a curated record
AUGCGCGUGGAAGGUCAAGUCACGUUCAGAGUUCAGAGCAUGCCAGCAAAGCAAAUACUGGGCUCCUAUCGACCGCCCGCCAACGCACGCCCACGCCACGCCGCGACGUGGAUAGCAGCGAGCAGCGAACGUGGAUGCUACGAGCUACCGCACCGGCCCGCCCGGAUGAGCUCCCACCAGCCUCUCAGACUUCAGUUCCUGUUCCUGAUCUGCAAAGUGCCACUGCCACACCAGAAGCCUUCGAGAAACAGCCUCUUUCUCUCCCGACCGCUGGGCCUUUCCUCGGAUCCUGUACUUUUCACAUGCGUGCCUGGAUCUUCGCUCUCCUACAGAGAGAACGCCAUCAUCAAUCCUUACAUAUUCUACACAGGGCCGACCGCUGUGUUGGGAUGCUGGGGAGAAGUGGUGGGACCAUUCGGCGUGCAGCGAAACGCGCCUCUCGGGCAGCAGCGUGAGUCUAUCAGCUCGAGUCGCAUUUCGUCUCUCUCCAGAAUACGGUACAGUAGCUGGAGGAGUCUGACACUUACUUGGCAACGCAACGCUCCACGUACACGCCGCGCCAUCGAACCAGUGACUUUCAUGCGUGGCGCCAUCAAAUCAGUGUCUUUCACAUGCAAAGCCGACGAAAAGGACAGUGUAGUGCCAGCAUUACAUAGGAGAAACGUACCAGCAGUCAAACGAGCGACUACAGGCCGACUUAUCAUUGCCUUCUAUCAAUGUUCCAAUGUGCCCAAGAUCAGGUAUUCGGAGUGUCACAAGCUUAUCGAGAAGUCGAUGCAUCCGGUUUUGACCUACUACAUACUCCGAAGAAUUUUCCACGACCCGCUGCGACAAUCUGGAUGUGAUUUGAAAAUGAACAUGUUAACAAAGAUCCGGCUAGUUCAUGUGAACGCCCUUGUACAGGCCAGGUCACCUGGCAAUUGGUGCUGGUCUGGUCUGGUCUGGUCUUCUAGACAAUUACCAGGUGUCAACUCCAUACAAGAAGCCGCUUUACAGCGCUUCCUUUCCGCGGGAAGCAAGAUCUGUUAG